This is a messenger RNA of Strongylocentrotus purpuratus (purple sea urchin), 482 nucleotides long. It is a transcript of the gene rpl37, whose product is annotated as probable 60S ribosomal protein L37-A. Gene Ontology annotation, molecular function: structural constituent of ribosome; RNA binding. NCBI's taxonomy places the organism in Eukaryota, Metazoa, Echinodermata, Echinoidea, Camarodonta, Strongylocentrotidae. The record is from RefSeq and is a predicted model, not a curated record. Gene Ontology annotation, biological process: translation. Gene Ontology annotation, cellular component: ribosome; cytosolic large ribosomal subunit. The transcript has 4 exons. The coding region runs from base 68 to 352 and encodes 94 amino acids.
UAGAUCUGCCAAUUUACUCCAUGCGCCAUCUAUUGUUCGAUCUCUUAAAGUCUGCUGCCCUCCGAAGAUGACGAAGGGUACUUCCAGCUUUGGAAAGCGCCACAACAAGACCCACACCUUCUGUAGGAGGUGUGGGCGUCGUAGCUACCACAUCCAGAAGUUAACAUGCUCGAGCUGCGGAUACCCAGCCAAGACCAUCAGGAAAUAUAACUGGAGUGCAAAGGCAAAGCGCCGAAAGACAACUGGCACUGGCCGCAUCAAGCAUCUUAGGGCAGUCAACAGGAAAUUCAGUAAUGGAUUCCGUGAAGGCACUAAGCCCAAGCCCAGAGCACGUGGCGCAGCCUCCACAUAGACGUUAGUACCACAGACAUGGCCCACUACAGACUUUCUACCAAGACAGCAGACAACAACACUCAAAACCAGCAGACUUAUCACAGAUCAAUUCUCAUUGUAAGAUGUGAAUAAAUCAUCACAAAAACAAA